Trichogramma pretiosum is the source of this 8802-nucleotide messenger RNA. RefSeq names its product transcriptional regulator ATRX-like. Gene Ontology annotation, molecular function: ATP binding; ATP hydrolysis activity; ATP-dependent chromatin remodeler activity. Lineage: Eukaryota; Metazoa; Arthropoda; Insecta; Hymenoptera; Trichogrammatidae. Gene Ontology annotation, cellular component: nucleus. The transcript has 18 exons. The record is from RefSeq and is a predicted model, not a curated record. Bases 544 to 8301 code for a protein of 2585 amino acids.
CAUGCGUUCGCGAUCUUUCCAAGUAACCAUAAAGGCCAUAAAGGCGCAUAAACCGAGUCUAAGUUCCAAGUAUAGUCUACAGUGGCCGCACUACGGCUCCGCUUCGCAAGUUCGCAGGGCGCAGAUAAUUUCUCGGCAGUCGUCGGCACUGGCCGCCAGAUAGUUCUCGAGAGAUAUCUCGCCGAGUGAACGUCAUUGUACACAGCAGCACUCCGGCACACAACUUCUGACACAAGCGCGCAACACCUAUCAGAUUUUGUGCAGAAUCAACUUUGCGACGCACGACACAAGGACACAAGCGACGACGGCGGCUGGCUUUACUUGGCUUCUGCUUCCGUGACCACUGCUACUGUGUCUAGUGCUUAUCACGUCGGCCUGCACUACUUUUGACAUUUUUAGUCAUUGGACGCUGAUGCUCUGUUCGAUCGUUCUUUCACAUAUUCACGGAAUCAAAUUCGCGCUUGAGGUGUGUUGUGAAAAUGUCAAUGCUGGUGGCAUCGAUUGAGCAUUGCAGUUAAACAAGUGAUAUCAAAACUCUAGAACAUGGCUGCCAAAAACAGAAAGAGAAUUGGAAAAGAUUUGAGUGAAAGUUCCAGCUCAAGUGAUUCUGAACCUGUUGAUAAAGAAAUAAAAAAAAUCAAAAAUACUUCAUAUGUGAAACGACAAGCAAGUAAAAAAACUAAUAAAAUUAAGAAAGUACUAGAUAAUAUAUGUGAUGAAGACAGUGAAGAAAAAAUUCCUAAAAGAAUGAAACUACCAAUAGCCAAGGUGAAAGCUGUCAAACAAGGAAUUUACACAGAUACUUCUUCUUCUAGUUCGGAUUCAGAACCACAAACCUCUAAAAUUAAAAGUUCUCUCACAAGCCAUAAAAAAAAAUCAUCCAAAUUACAAAAAUUACCUGCAGUUAUUGCAAGUAAAAAUUUAAAUAAUUCAAGGAAAAAGAAACAGAAUGAAUUGAUCAGACAGUCUUUGACAAGAUCAAAGAUGAUAAAUGAUGAGAAUUCCAGUCAGGAAUUUGAAAAAUCUAAAUCUAAAUCUAAAUUAAACAAUAGUACUUGUGUAGUAGACUUUUCUGUUAUAGAAACCCCAAGUAAAUCAGACGAUGAGAACAUUCCAGUUUCAAAAAAACAAGAAAUAUUAUUGAAAAGUCUUAUACUAGCAGGAGUUAGUAAUAUUGAAAAAUUGACUGAGGAUUUGAAAUCUGAUUUGGAGGUGCAAAGUGAAUAUUUGAUUUCUAAAAAGAUAAAUGCUAUCAGAGAUUCUAAGUUUGUUGCACACAAAAUUUUACAAGUUUAUAAUAACACUUUCCAAAAACUCAAACAAUACAGAAAUGAUUUUGCUAAUUCAUAUGAAAAGUGGAUUGAAUCCUGUAGCAAUUGUAAAACUACCACUAAACAAAAAGACUUGACAAAAAAAAAAUACAACUUGUCAUUGUCUGAAGAUGAUGAUGAUGAUGAUGAUGAUAAUAAAUCAAAUGUUUCAACUUUUAAAAAAAAUGAAAGUAAUAAAAGUUAUGCUCAAAUUAAUGAACUUUUAGAUGUAGGUUCAUCACCAAAAAUUACUGUUUCAUCAACUUUGAAAAAAACAAUUAAAUCAAUUGAAUCUUCCUCCGAUUCAGAACCAAUCAUUGAACCAAAGUCAAAACUAUUAUCUAAAACUAUUUCUAAUGGGUCAUUUGCAGAAAACAAAAAAGAAUUUACACAAGUCAAUGAUGAAAAAUCUAAAUCUGUUAAUAGAAGUAUUAGCAGUACUAGUUCAGAUUCUGAUACAAAAACCAAAAAAUCCAAAAAAAUGAAUAAUUCGGAAAAAUGUGUUCUUCAAAGUAAUGAUAGCUUGAUUAAAGAAAAAUCAGUAGUUUCCAAUUCAACAAAUAAUUUGAAUGUUCUUGAAUCAUUAGGUUUAAAAAAUGUGGAAGGUGUACAGGACUCAAAAAAUGAAAACUCUGCACAAUCUAAACUGGCAAAAUCUACUGGUGAAAUAUCUGAAUAUGACAGCGAUAUAUUUUCAGGAGAAGAUACUCAAUUGAAGAAACAAACCGAGAAUGAAAAUAAUGCAUCUCUGAAAAAAAAACAUGAUUACUCGUCUGAAAAAGAUUUAUUUAGCACUGAGGAGUCAGAAGUAGCUAAUACUCCCGUGAAGUCUCCUAUUCUUCACGAUGGUAAUCAUACAUUGCGCCAUGCUCUAUUAUCUACAAAUAAAUAUAAUUCACGGAAAAAAGUUCAUUUACAAAAAUUGAAGUCAGGUCAAAUAGAGACCAUUAAACAAUCAGAAAAAUCAAACCAUAACGAAACAGUUAAAUGGAUAGUCGAUGAUUUUAGUGAAACAGAUGAUGUAGAUGUUGAAGAAUUAUCAAAAAAUGAUUCAAAACAUGAAGAAAAAUUGAUAAAUUUGAAUAAAAGUAAUACUUCUCUUCAAGUAUUGAAAAAUCAACGGAUUUUAAAGGGAGCCAAAACUCAAAAUGUUUCCACGAAAAUUAAUCCAAAAAUGAAAGUAUCAUGCAAUAGCAUUGAAGAUAUUAAUGCUCAGCCUAAUAAAUCUACAAUUCAUGAAAAAACAUCAAAUGAACAUAUUGAAAUUCAAGGAACCGUCACAGAUGAAGUUGGUGGUCAUCAAUUUUCUAUGCAUAAAAGUAAUGAAAACAAAAAUUCUAUUUGUGAAAAAUCUUUGGAAUCUGAUUCCUCUGAAGAAGAGGCCUCCAAUUCUUCUAAAUUGAGAAUGAGUAUUGAUGUAUCUGAAAAAGAAAAUUCAAUGAAAGAAAUAUCAUCAAAUGAUGAGUUUCUAUCACAUGAUAAUUCGUUGAAAAUUAAUAAAAAACAAGACAAUGAUGAAUCAAAAACUCAUGAAGAAAGGGAAGAUAAAUCUCCAUCAAGCAGUCAUUCUUGUCAAGAAAAAGUUAAAUGUGUAGAAAACAACAAAAGUGUCAAUAUUAAGCGUUCUGUUGCUGAUAAAUAUUUGUCAAAUGAAAACUUGUCAGAAGAAGCCAAAAAUCAUAAAAGUAGCUCAAUGACUAAACAAAUAAACUCUGCUCAAAAUGAAAAUAAAAAAAUCAAGUGCCUUUUGACUAAUAUAUCUUCCAAAGAUAAAUCAGCGGAUAAAUAUUCAUUGCUUGAAAAGUUAUCAAAUGAGGAAAACAAAAAAGACAAUGAUAAUGUACAGGUCAAAGAAGUAAUAGAAAAGUGUUCUUCAAAGGGGAAUGAUUCAGAAAAAGAAAAUGAUUUAAGAAAUCAAUCUACAUCACAGAGUAAUUUGUCAGAGGAAUCAAAAACUGAAUAUUCAUCGGAACCAAAGACAAAGAACUUGAGUCGUUCUUUAGAAAAUAAAGAUGAUGUUUCAAAAAAUUCUAUGUGCAAUAAUUUGAUUGAAAAUUCCAAAAAUAAAGAAGAUUCUUCCCUUGAACUUGCAUGCGAUUCAGAGAAUUCUUCUGAAAAUGAACUUAUAAGAAAAAAGACUUCUCGUAAUAGAGUAUUGAGUGACAAUGAUUCAGAAGCAUCAGAAAGUAAAAUUGAAAAUGAAAUGAAAAGUAUCUCAAAGGAUGAUGUUGAUACAUCUAAAUCAUCAAAAAAUGCAAGUAUUCAAAAAGAUAAUUUUUCUGAAAAAUCUGUAGUUGAAAAUCAUCUUGAAGGAAACCAUGGAAAUGAAAAUAGCUAUAUAGAUGAAGACGAUAAAAAUCUAAGUAGUUCUAAAUCAACAAAAAAAACUGGUUCAAGUAAUUGUGGUAGAGUAAAAGGAGAGAUUGUAAAAGUAAAAAUGUCCAAGCCAUCAAUAUUGGCACAAAGUACUAUAAUAUCGACGCUUGAAAAUUCAUCUGAAAGUGAAAAUUUAAACGAAUGUGAUUCUUCAAAACAAAGUGUUUGUACGAAAGAAAUGUCUACUAAGAGAAAUGAUUCUGAUAGCGAUGUAUCAAAAUGUUCAGAGUCAUCUUGUUCUAAAAUAAAUAACAUGGAGUUUGAAGAAAUAAAAAUGAAGCUGCUUGAAUCUUGUGAGUCCGAUAGUAAUGAAUCGGUUGAUAGUAAUGCUAGCACCAUUAUUGAUUCCAAAAUGAAAACCCGUAAAAAAAUUGAAUCACCUAAAAAGUUCACCUCUUCUAAACGGUCACGUUCGAUUUCUUCCGACAGCUUGAGUUCGCCAGACGACAAUUCGUCACGCAAAGUUCGACGACCGCCAAAGCGUCGUCGACGUUUAAAUGAAGAUGAUUCGACCAACAGCGACGAUGACUGCUCAAAAAACUCAUCGAAGCCGCGCUUUACCUCAGCUACAAAUCACCAUUACAAAGCUGAUAAAAAGCUGAGAUUUUGUCGCGUUGUUCUGGAUAGAAUGACGACCACCGAACUGAAGAAGUACAGGCGCGCGAUCCAAGCAUCUAAGAGUUACUUAGCUAACAAAAAGUUGAAAAGUAUUACAAAUCUAAGCCUUCUCGAGCGACCAAAAUCGAGCAAAAAGUCGUCGAAAAAACAACUAUACAACGUAACGAUCGACAAGGAGGACGAGUCACUCGAAAAUAGUGCCUGCAAUAGUGGAGGUCAUUCAAUGAUGUCAGAUGUCGAUUUUAUGGAAGUCGAGGUACCAGCUAUCGACGAUGAUCAAAAUGAUGAAAACAACGAAGUUGAUGACGACGACAAUGAUGUUGAUGGCAAUGAUGUUGACGGCAAUGAUGUUGACGGCAGUGAUGUUGACGAUAAUGAUGAACAAAUGAGUGAGGGCGAGAUCGAGGCUAAAAAUGCCCUACUCACAGACGACUCCGAUAGCGAGCAAUACGAUGAUGCCAAUGCUGAAGAUAUUGAAAAUAAUUCAGAUCAGUCAACCAACUCGAAAAGUAACAAAACGUCGAAAAAACGCAAAGAAAAAAUUAUUGAAAAGAACGAAUCGUCAAGUGAAAAAGCUACCGCAGAAGAAAUCGAUCGAUCUGAUCAUACCGAUUCGGAAGAUAAAGGCAGUUGGCAAGAAGACGAGUUAUUGCAAUUCAAAGCUAGCGGAUCAAAGCAAGAUAAAUCUGCUGAAAAACAAAAUAAAAAAAAGAUUAAGAAGAACAAAAAAAUGUCUAGUUCGGACCAAAGUAAUUCGCCGUUAAAAAAAAAUGUCAAAAAAGGAGGUAGAAAGAAAAAAAAAGUCAUCGACUCGGAUUCAGAUGUACAACUUGUAUCGAGCGAAGAAGAAUUCCAGUCUAAAAGAGAUGAUUCAGGCGAUGAAAGAGAUAGCGAAAAUGAUUCCAAACCAACUAAAAAAAGAAGGAGUAAGAAAAGAUCGAAGUCGUCAUCUUCUGAAAACUCUUCCGGUGAAAAAAAGCCCAAAGGGAAAAGAAAAAGAAUAAAAAAGGUUGCCAGUGACAGCGAAAGUGAAGAUGGCGAUUCACCAUCUAAAGGCAGAAAGAAUAUCCGCAGAGUUUUAAAGGAUAAACACGUAGGCGAGGAUACAAAAAGAGCGGCGCAAGAUGAGGAGGAACGAAUGAAGCGUAUAGCUGAACGUCAAAAAAUUUUCAAUGAAAUGUACGAUGCUCGGCUAGCUGGUGAAGCAAAAGUUGAUAAAUUGGUUUUAGAUUUCGACGAAGAAACUAAACAAGAGUUAGUUGUAGUCGACAAGGAACUGGUGAAACGAUUAAAGCCACAUCAAGCUCAGGGUAUAAAAUUCAUGUGGGACGCUUGUUUUGAAUCAUUAAAAAUGAUCUCGGAGAGUGAAGGUUCAGGCUGUAUAAUAGCUCAUUGCAUGGGUUUGGGUAAAACUUUUCAAGUUGUCACUUUAGCGCAUACUUUAUUAAGCCAUGAGGAGACAGGAGUGAAGACAGUAAUGGUAGUUUGUCCUUUAAGUACAGUUUUAAAUUGGUGCAAUGAAUUCAAAAUUUGGCUUAAACAUGUCAAGAAUAGCGAUGAUAUUGAAAUUUACGAGUUAACAAAGCAAAAGAAAAAUACCGAGAGAAGAUAUAUGCUUGAAAGUUGGCAAAGAACAGGUGGAGUUUUGAUAAUUGGUUACGAAAUGUUCCGUAAUUUAACCAGUACUGGUAAGAAGUUGAGAAAGGCUAUGCAGGAGUCACUGAUGAGAUCACUUGUUGAUCCAGGAGCCGAUCUUGUCGUUUGUGACGAAGGUCAUUUGCUUAAAAAUGAAGAUUCGGCUUUGAGUAAAGCCAUGAACCUCGUGAAAACUAGACGGCGGAUUGUUUUGACUGGAACACCGCUUCAAAAUAAUCUUAAAGAGUAUCACUGCAUGGUACAAUUUGUAAAACCCAGUCUUUUGGGUACCAAAAAAGAAUUUUUAAAUAGGUUCGUUAAUCCUAUUACAAACGGACAGUUCGAUGACUCCACGGAAUAUGAUGUAAAAUUAAUGAAAAAAAGAGCUCACGUUUUGCACAAAAUGUUGGAAGGCAGUGUUCAGAGAUUUGAUUACUCUGUUCUUACGCCCUUCUUACCGCCUAAACAAGAAUAUGUAAUUUUCGUACGUUUAACACCAAUACAAAUAAAAAUGUAUCAAUAUUACUUGGAAAACUUGGCAAGGCGACAUGAUGGAAGAAAUGGAUCUCUAUUUUCUGAUUUUCAAGAACUUCAACGUGUAUGGACUCAUCCUUACGUAUUGCGUUUAAACGCAGCCAAAAUUGAUAAAGCAAAUGAAAAGAAGCGCUUAGAAGCAAGUGAUUCUGAAGGAUCCUUGAAAGAUUUUAUUGACGAUGGAGAUGCUUCUGAAGCUAGUACAGUACCUAGUAGUGAUAGCGAUAGCGACAGUGACAUUGAAUGUCUCGAUUCGGAUGCAGAAAAGAAACCUGUUAAAAUGACACGCUCAGCCCGAAUGAAUGCAAAAAUUGACCUUGAAGAGCCAGUCCCUCCACCAAUUGAGACGACAGAAGAAACAGCUUGGUGGGCUAAGUAUAUAGAAGAAAAUGAUUUCAACGAUUUGCGAAACUCAACAAAGCUUAUGCUUUUAUUUGGUAUACUUCAAGAAAGCGAACAAAUUGGUGAUAAACUGCUGGUUUUUUCUCAAUCAUUAUAUUCUCUGACAUUGAUCGAACAAUUUUUAAAUAUGAUCGAUUCCGAAACUCAAAAUGAUCAAAAAUUAGAAAAUCUUGGUAAUCAUUCAGGAAAUUGGAGUCUAGGCUUAGACUAUUUUAGACUAGAUGGUUCUACGUCAGCUGAAAAUCGGAGUGCGUGGUGUAAAACAUUUAAUAAUCCAACCAACACACGAGCCAGGUUGUUUUUGAUUUCAACUCGCGCUGGUGGCUUGGGCAUCAAUUUAACAGCCGCCAAUAGAGUAAUUAUAUUUGAUGCUAGUUGGAAUCCAUCUCACGAUGUUCAGAGUAUUUUUCGAAUUUACAGAUUUGGACAGAAAAAGCCAUGCUACAUUUAUCGUUUUCUUGCUGCGGGCACAAUGGAAGAAAAAAUUUAUAAUAGACAGGUUACAAAAUUAUCCCUGGCCUGUCGAGUUGUUGAUGAACAACAAAUCGAACGCCAUUACAGUAAUAAUGAUUUGGCUGAACUCUAUCAGUUCGAAUCAUAUGAGGGUCAAUCUAAAACUUUAGCUUUACCUAAAGAUCGUUUAUUAGCUGAAAUAUUUCUAAAAUACAAAGAUUUAGUGUAUACUUAUCACGAACACGAUUCUCUACUAGAAAAUAAAGAAGAAGAAGAAUUAGAUGAAGAAGAAAGAAAGCAAGCGUGGCUCGAGUAUGAAGCAGAAAAACAAGGCAAAAAUCAAAUGAUGAACAAUAUGAGUGCAUAUAAUAAUAUGGCCCUCAAUCCAUUCAUGAAUUUAAAUUCAAUCAAUUUCCCUGAGCUAGAAAGCAUAAAAAUGUUGAUUCAAAAAGAUUAUCCAUCUGUACCUCCUGAUCAAAUCGAAACGGUAGCACGUCAAGCUUUUUAUGAUAUGUACCGUCUAGUUGACCAUGAAGCUGUUAAAAAUAUGUUGAAUCCAUAUGCGGUUCCCGGGCAAAAUAUUUUAUCAAAUUUACUCAAUCCUGGUCCAGCAAUGCCUCCAGUAUACUCUCAACAGCAAAAUACAUAUAAUGUACAAAAUCAACUGAUGCACUUACCACCUCAAAUGAAUUACACAGGAGUUAAUCAUAUGCCAGUUUAUUCUGGCAGAGGACGACCUCCUAAACAUUUAGCUAAUAUGAAUAUGCAAGCACCUAUGCAAAUGCAAGCCAUGCAGCAAGCUGCUAUGCGAAGUAAUCCACUAGCAAAUAACACAUUGGGAAAUAAUUUAGUAUCUAAUCCAAUGACAAGUAGAGUUGUCAGUAAUGCUAUGGACGAUGUGCAGAUUAUUGAUCCACUGACUUUGCCAUCUGCAUCGGCUUCCAAUAGCAAAAAGAAGACAUUAGAAGAAUAAGUGCAAAACAAAAGAACUGCAAAUGAUUAGUCUUAAUUUUUUUAUUCCUAUUAAUAUUAAUGGCAUGUCUGUACAUAGUAUUCGUAUUUUAUGUAAGUAGAGCUGUCUUUUUUGUUCAAAGUAUGUUAAAGUCACAGUCACGUAUCAAAUUCUUUUUAUAAGUUUAAACAAAGCCGUAUGAUAGCUUCUUAUUUCUAUGUUAUGUAAAAAAUACGGCAUAAAUUAAAAGGAUAGUCAAGUUUGAUUGUGGUCCGAAAUUAUACUAAAUUUUCAAAAUUUAGUGUGAGUCAUAUUGUAUACAAUGUAAAAUGUUUUAAAACAUGAUACACAGCGCGAAUAAGUUAUUGAAUGUUUAGAAGUAUUUUGAUUAUUUUCAAAUUUUUUUUUGCGUUUAGGUACGUUCACAAGUCGUGUUAGUACGUGAUAAUAUAUAACAUUUUUGUUCAAAGUAUAUGUUGAAAAUCGAAUAGAUAAUAAUAUUUGUAAUACUAUUCUAUAUUA